This is a messenger RNA of Pomacea canaliculata, 3722 nucleotides long. Its product is annotated as large proline-rich protein BAG6-like. NCBI's taxonomy places the organism in Eukaryota, Metazoa, Mollusca, Gastropoda, Architaenioglossa, Ampullariidae. The transcript has 18 exons. The record is from RefSeq and is a predicted model, not a curated record. The coding region runs from base 200 to 2953 and encodes 917 amino acids.
CUCUGUUCUCUCUCUCUCUCCGUCUCUCCCACCUUCCCUUUCUUACAAUCAUCGGCCUUUCAUUCCCGUAUUUAUUUUGUUUGCGACACUCACCUGAAGACAUCUGCAAAGGGACGACCAGUAGCCAGAAGAAGACAGUCUUUGUCCCACGAGAGUUGUCCACGUGUUGCUCUCUGUUGUGAGGAACCCACCAGCAGCGAUGACAGCAACAGUUUGUGUCCUCCUCACGUCCUGCUUCUUCCUUCUCACGUUCUCCACCACGUUAAUUACGUCACAGACGUGGAACUUGCCUUUUGGCUCAUCGUCUUCGUUACGAACGAUGUUCAGAAACCCUAACAUGCUGUCAAGUAGCCUAGGCGACCCACCGUCCCGCGGGCAGAUGGUCAUCCCUGUGACUCGAGGAGUUGUCGGCGUUCGUAACCAGCUCUCCCCCAUGCAGCAGGAAAUACGUCAGCGACAGCAACAGCUGGCACAGCUGCAGCAACAAAACACUCAACAGUCCUUGCGCGUACGCACGCAGCCCUCGGGACAGUUCGACAGAUCACGUGACGUAGCACGGCCAACGUUCGCCCAAACCGCUGAUGUGCAGCAGUUCAACCCAAAUGACUAUAGAGGUCAAGAUAACAUCGCUUUUCCAAGAGACUUUCAGCAACAGCAGCAGCAGCAUCCACGCCAGGUGCAGCGCCGGCAAAUGUCGGAGGCUGGGUUGCAGUACGAGGGACCGCAGUCUGUCGACUAUAAACAGCAGCUGCAACGGGAUCAACAACAACGGUUCCCACGCCGGAAAAUCUCAGAAGAGCCGCAGUUGCCUUUCUCUCCAUACUCGGAUACAUUUGCUCACCGUGUUCACAGCAACAGGGUUGGUGAGCAGGUGUUCACUGAGGCCAACCCUUACGUCACUGGACCAGAACCGCCCGUUCAUCCAAAUCUCCGACAGCAGUCGUUUCAAUCAAGAGAAGAUACGAUUCCGCAGGUGAAUCCCAGCAAGCGGGCUUUUGAACAAGGCAAUCAACAGGUGCAACAAAACAGUCUCACCUCACCAUAUCAAGGUGUGUCCGGUUCUCAGACGAAUUUUGUGGCGCCACCUAUACCUGGGCAACAAGUGGGAAUAAUGCACAGUGGCCAGGCAGUGCAAACAUACCAAGCAGGUCCAGGGUCUCCGGGAAUGGUUUAUCAAGUUCAUCCAAACCAGGUGAUGGCACAGCCGCCCUUCCCUCCCAGUGGACCGAACGUUCAGCCAAACGUCCCUCAGAACUUUGUGGCAGGUCCGGUGCAGCAACAAACUCACCUGUAUACACAGCCACAGCCUGGUCAGCAGCCGCAGUACAGUGCGAUACCCGGGGUGCCAUCCGGUCCGUUUCCUAACGUACCCCAGUCUGGAGGAGCGCAGGGAGUUCCAGCUUACGCGAUGCCAAAUCCAAUGGCUAUGUACUCGAUGAACCCUGGGGGCAUGGGGAUGGCCAUGCAGCCGAGUGGUAUGGGAAUGCCGAUGAGCGGCGGUGGAGUAGGAAUGCCGUUCAGCAACCCAAUGUUUGGCAUGCCCAUGGGUGGCUUUCCUUUCUGGAUGGACAUGGAAAGCCCCGACUCUCCGGAUCCUGUACAACCAGCUGCUCCUGCCCCACCACCGGCUGCUGCUCCAGCUUCCCCAGCCUUGACCUCACAGCCGGUCAACACAGCCCCACAGGUUUCUCAGGCUGCCCAGCCCUUGUCCACACUACCACAGGCCCCAGUGCCAGCUGCGGUCGCCAUACCAACGCCUGUUGUUAGUGACGUAGCAGCGCCCAUAGCGGUAGUGCCAGUGCAAACCGGAAGUGGAUCAGGGGCAGGUCCUUCUCAAGUUCAAGUACAAAGCGGAACGCCAACGAUUACUGCCCCUGCCACCGUCGUGGCGUCGGGGACCAGUGCAGCAGUUCAAGGGUCUGCAGCGUCUGGGACCCUUCCUUCCGGUCCAGCAAGCAGUCCAGUGCAUCCAUCAGAAGGAGCGACUGCUGCUGCCAGUCCUGCAGGUGUGGGGCCUGUUGCCAGCAAUCCUGUGCAAGGGCAACAAUCACACGCAGCAGUUAUCAGCCCUGAUCCAGCGUCUCACCCAGGUACUGUUGCCUCUGAGGGCAGCAAAAUGGCCGUCAAUGCCUCAACUAGUAACAUACAGCAGACAACAGAGUCGCCGACGUCGUCUACAACAGAAGAAUAUGAGGCCGAAGAAUACGAAUAUGAAGACGGUACGACUACGUCCGCAACUACAACGACGACCAUCAGAAUUACGACAGCUCCUCCUCCAACUCACAACCCGAUGCUUGCCAUCUCGGAGCUUGUGAAAGCAGAAUUCGGCAGAAACAAUUCUAAUUCAGUAAAUCAAGGAGCAGAUGCUGGGGGAAGUCAUGGAGUAGGUGCUGCCCCUGUGUUCAUCUACUUCCUUCCAAAGAACGGUAACUCGUCCGGACACGACGUCGCCUCCCCUGUCCUGGUGAACUUGGCAAGGGUCGGUCAGGAUCUGAUGCCACUGCUGAAUAUCGGAGAUAUUGUCAAAGGGUUUUCGCUUGUGAAGCAGCAGCAGCAGCAGCUCCAACAGCAGCAGCAACAACAACAACAACAACAACAACAACAACAACUAAAAGUGACCAGCGCCACAGGGACAACCGUGAAUCCUCCUUCCCAGAUUGUAAGUGCACUGGUCAAUGUCUUAUCCGCCGCCGCAAUCAAAAGGUCAUCUGACGCAGUCAUGGCAACGCCUCUACCUGUCAUGGCCACACCUCCAGGUGUCCUUGUUUCAGAUGUUUAUAAAAGCCAUCGGUCGCCUUCUUCGUCCGAGACUGCAUCCACCUCUGUCUCAGGGUCAGGCACCACGGGUAGCUACCCGAAAGAAUGGCAGACUCAUUUCGACUACUUCUUCAAGCUGUACUACAGUUUGGGUGGCACGUCUCCCCAACCACCUACCGCCCACCCCGUGAUGUGAUCUCACGCAUGCGCAGUGAUGUCAGGGAUGUGUGAACACAAUAUCAGACUGUUUAAUAUUCCUGAAAUGCCUAUUUUAUAUGCAUUCUUAUGCCUUAGUAUUCCGAUGCACCAUACCUAUCUGUUAGUUGGUGCUGUUUACAUGUUGGCAGACUAUUUCUCCUCCAAUCAUCAUUUUUUUUUUAUCUCUUUAUCGCAGGAAGAUGUACUUUAUUUACAAGUCAAACAUUUCUAUAGUAUUGUCAUAAGAUGCUUGAGUAUGUGUAUUUAUGUAUUUGUUGUUUCGGCAGCUUUGUUGUCACCAGUUGAACUUGUAAGAAAAAGGCAAACGGUUUCAUGUUAACUUUUUAGUGUUCAGUAUUUUUAUCCCUCUGCCUCUCUCACCUUCUCUCUUUCUCUCUGCCUGUUCUUAACAAGUCAUGCGUCAACACUAAUAAAUAAAAAUUAUUAACACUAUCUCAUUGUGUAAUUUAUCAAACCGACUUAUAGAUAAAUUUGCUGUCUCAUUCUUUAUUUUCCAGAAUUAGUGCUUCUGUUGUUCUGUUAAAUUAUGUUAGUGCCGGUGUACGAAACUGUCUGAGUUUUGUGAUCUCGCAAAUUUUUCUUGUAUAGAUAUCAUGCUUAUAUUGCCAUCAAUUUGUUACUAAAUAUUGUAAGUAUGAAAAAUCUAUUUUUAUUACAAAAGAAAAAAAAUUCUAAAGUAGCUUCGAUAUGUCAGAGAAUCAUCUUAUAAGAUAAUGAGAGAAAAUGAAAAUAAAAACAUUAUCGUU